Lachancea meyersii CBS 8951 is the source of this 2028-nucleotide messenger RNA. Lineage: Eukaryota; Fungi; Ascomycota; Saccharomycetes; Saccharomycetales; Saccharomycetaceae. The record is from the annotation of a GenBank genome assembly.
AUGGCGACUCUUGUAGCGCGAAACGCGAUUGCAAGAACGCUGGCGCUGCGAAGUGGCAGCCGCGCAACUAGCGUAUUUGACACUGUCUGUGGGAGGAGUGGCCUGAAAGUAGGUGCACGAAGCUUUUACGAGGGACGUGGAGACAGAAACGGGUCCAGAGGCCAUGGCGGUUACGGCAACGGUGGAUCAAGAGGCGGAUUUAGAGGUGGUUCCAGAGGUGGUUCCAGAGGUGGAUUCCAAAAGGGCUUUGACAAAAGACGUGGACGCGGUGUGGACAGUCCUCGCGACGAGGCAGACUCGCUACUGAGCUCGUCCAGAAUCAGCAACAUCAUCCAGGUGCCGCUAGAGGAAAACCCUCAGGAAAUCACCAUCGACGCGCUCAAGGAAGAGGGCUUUCUCGACAAAGACUUGCACAAGGCCGUGGCCCGUAUGAACUUUGCGAGCUUGACUCCCGUGCAGCAGAAAACCAUUAAACCAAUUUUGUCCACGGAACACGACGUGAUCGCGCGGGCCAAAACCGGUACGGGCAAAACCCUGGCGUUUCUUAUCCCCAUUUUCGAGCACCUUCUCAAAACGCGCAAAGAGUCUCCGUACAUGGUGAAGUGUGUGAUUGUGGCCCCAACGCGAGACCUGGCGCUGCAGAUCGACUCCGAAAUCGUCAAACUCCAGAAAAAUAACUACGCUUUGAAAAAAUUCAGUUCCAUCGCUCUUAUUGGGGGCAGCAACUUCCAAAUGGCCAUCAAAAGAAUGUUCAAAGACCGGCCCAACAUCGUCGUGGCGACCCCUGGCCGCCUCAUCGACGUUCUGUCCAAGUUUUCCAACGAGUUUUUCCGGUUUGUCGAUUUCAAAGUGCUAGAUGAGGCAGACAGAUUGCUGGAAAUCGGAUUUGACGACGACUUACGCGACAUUUCCAAGACUCUGAAUGGUCUGAAUGGGACUGGUCCAAAACACAUCAGAACUUUGUUAUUUUCUGCUACGUUGGGCGAAAACGUACAAAAGUUGGCAGGCGGCAUCAUGAACCGUGAACAGUGUCUUUUCUUGGAUACUGUGGACAAGAACGAACCCGAGGCGCACGAGAAAAUUGAGCAGACCUUGGUUAUUUCAGAUACAUUUGCCCACAACCUGUAUGGUCCCAUUUCCGCGAUCAAAGCUCGUCUAGCGGACAAAGCUCCUUUCAAGGCCAUUCUCUUUGUACCUACCGUUAAGUUCACCAAGUUCUACUGCAACGUACUAGAGAGAAUGUUCCCAUCUUUGCCCGUUUACGAAUUUCACGGCAAAGUGGACCAGAAGAAGAGAACCAGAAUGGUACAGCUUUUUAAGCGCGCAGAUGAGGGACUUUUCGUUUGCACAGACGUUGGGGCUCGUGGUAUGGAUUUCCCAGAUGUCGAAGAAGUAUAUCAGUUAGGAGUUCCAUCGGAGAUCUCUAAUUACAUUCAUCGUAUCGGAAGAACCGCUAGAGGUGGAAAGGAAGGUAAGGCUUCGAUUUACCUCUUCAAAGAUGAGCUUUCGUUUAUUGACACUUUGGCAGCCGAGAAGGGUGUGAAUGUUGCCAACCAGCGGGACUUUGCUCCUGAAGAGACAGACGCAGCUGAGUUUAAACGUUGCUUGCGGGAUGAGUAUCUUUUCAGAGACGGUUUGGAGUCCAUGCUUUCGUUCUAUAAGGGUUGUGAACAGCAGUACGGCUUCCGUAUGCCUAAGGUGGCCCGCCAGCUUGCCAAUGCCUACGGAGAAUGUUUACUCGACCCUAGCCAAAAGCUCCAAGUGAGUAGAGAAACUGCUAGCAUGAGAUAUGGCUUGAGAGGUAGAAUAGUCGAGGAAAUUUUUGACUCUGGGGCCCCACGGUCAUUCCAAAGAGAUUACAACGAUGAUCACGAAGGAAAGAGAAAUUCUACUCGUAGCCAUUACGAAUCUCGUGGUAAAAGCUACAGAGACACUCGCGGACGUUGGGACUCUAAAAGGGAUAGUAGAGGGUUCAAUGAUAGACAGUCUCGGUCCUCCGACAGAGGCCACAACCCCAGGUUAGACUAA